GCGUGCGUUCGCCUUCUAUUGCGCUCUCUUGUUAAUGGCGGGCGACGGCUGCUGAGCGGGACUCCGAUAACCGCUGCCCUCACGGGGAAGGUCUCCCCUAACUCCCGCUUUCUUCUCCGCGCCAUUUCCGGAGCUCGCCAGCAUGUCGGUGGUUCCACCCAAUCGUUCGCAGACGGGCUGGCCCCGGGGGGUUACCCAGUUCGGCAAUAAGUAUAUCCAGCAGACGAAGCCCCUCACCCUGGAGCGCACCAUCAACCUGUACCCUCUUACCAAUUAUACUUUUGGUACAAAAGAGCCCCUCUAUGAGAAGGACAGCUCUGUUGCAGCCAGAUUUCAGCGCAUGAGGGAGGAAUUUGAUAAAAUUGGAAUGAGAAGGACUGUAGAAGGGGUUUUGAUUGUACAUGAGCACCGGCUACCCCAUGUGUUACUGCUACAGCUGGGAACAACUUUCUUCAAAUUACCUGGUGGUGAACUUAACCCAGGAGAAGAUGAAGUUGAAGGACUAAAACGCUUAAUGACAGAGAUACUGGGUCGUCAAGAUGGAGUCCUGCAAGAUUGGGUCAUUGAUGACUGCAUUGGUAACUGGUGGAGGCCAAAUUUUGAACCUCCUCAGUAUCCAUAUAUUCCAGCACACAUUACGAAGCCUAAGGAACAUAAGAAGUUGUUUCUGGUUCAACUUCAAGAGAAAGCAUUGUUUGCAGUCCCUAAAAAUUAUAAGCUGGUAGCUGCACCAUUGUUUGAGUUAUAUGACAAUGCACCAGGAUAUGGACCCAUCAUUUCUAGUCUCCCUCAGCUGUUGAGCAGGUUCAAUUUUAUAUACAACUGAGUAUCUGCAGCAGAGGAGAAGAAAAAGAAGCCGUCUCUGUGAGCACAGCUAUACACAGUGUAGAAGAAUAAAUGUCUUAGUAAAGUUUUUUUGGUUUUAUCCCUUUCCCAAUCCCUAAAUUGUCGCCUACUUUCUAUUGUUUGAAUAGUAAAGUUCAUAUGAGGAACUAGAGAGUGGUGCAAACAAAUGUGAUAGUGUUUAUUUACUUUUGGUUCUACUCAUGCAUUUUUGUACAACAUUAAAGAAAGCAAACUUCUAUUUGUAUUCUUUUUUUAAUUUCUCAUUAAACUUUCAAAAUCUCUUAAGUUGAGGAUUGUUCUUUCCCUCCUUUAGGCUGGUGAAUGUUAAAACAGUGGCAGUUUAGAUCAGUUGGGUUUAUGGGACCCUUGUUCCAAUACCAUUUUGGGGCACAUACUCCAAACCCAUUAGGACAUUUGUGAUGAGGAUCUUUCAUAACUUUUGGGAACUAUAUUUGUCUGAGUCCAAGGUGCAAUUCCUGUACCACAUUUUACUGAGUUCUCUUACUGAGAACUCCCAGGAUAUUAACUCACCAGUAUGCUUUACAGCCAUCUAGGCCUUAGUAACAACAGACUUUAAACAUAUGGGAAACCAUUAAAAUUAGCUAGGUUAGCAAAGUCAUAGGACUUGGUACAAAAAGAGACCCUUUUAGAUAGAGCUCAUGUAGUAUUGUUUCUUCAUACAGUGGGAUUAUUGAUUAUUUGUAGUAUGUGAAAUUGUUUUUUAAUUAUCCUUAGAGCCAUGGUAAUACUAUUAGGUUAUGAUGUCUUAGCUUGCAAAGUUAUCUCAACUAACUUGAGUUUAUAUCCAUAGAGAUGGAAACUUGGUUUUAGCAAGUGACAAAAGCCUUUAAAAAAUUUUUUUUUUGAAUAAUUGAAAUCAGCUGAACUCUAGGGGCAGGGUAGAAGAAAAAUUUUGUCAGGAUAAGAGAAAAGUGCCAAAUUUUAAAAGGUUUGGUAAGUUUUUGAUAGGUAGAAAUGAACUUCUGAUUAGUUCCUAUAUUUUUAUGGUACUGAUCACAAGGCUGGUAUUCUGAAUAUGGAGUGGUCAAAGAUAUGUCAUAUUCUUCCCUAUUUAGACCUGAUUGGGCCAAGAGUGGCUGAGGAAUUGUAAAUAUUCACAUUUAUUUAAUUGGAGUCAUUUCAAAUCUUCACAUGGUUGUGAAGUAGCGACUAUACCUCUGCUCAUGCUUUGUAAUAGGAGAGCACCAGUCUCCCUGACCAAGAGUGACAAGUCAGUUCCUUUGAAAAAGCCACUAAUCUUGUGAAUAGUCCUCUUCCCUCAGGGGUUAACAAUCUUGUCCCUCUGAUUUAUGUUAGCCUAUUUCUAAUGUAGUAUAGUUUUACUGGUUUGAGUCCUUCAGUUGAUCCUUCACGUUGAGGGAUGCAGAUGGGUUGAUCCAGCUCACUUUCCCUGAUUGCUUUGGCAUCUGAAAGACAACAUUUCAGAUGUUAGCUAUUGCAAUACCAGGAGGGUGGUGAUUGAAACAUGCUGUCAGUUUAAGGAGUGUUUGAGUUAAAGUCGUCUGACUCAAGGCCAGUUACUGCACUUUGUAACUCCAACUUCGACCUAGAAAGUCUUGGUCACUUUUUCCCAAUACAAAUGCCUGAGCCAGUCAUCUGUGCACCAGAAUCUAGUGAGCAAAACCUUUGAUUUAAAUUGGCUGUGUUAUUGACCUCGGGAUGUAAGAGAUCUAGUUCAUACUGCAUAAACACCAACUAAAACUUGGAUCCUGGUGGACAUAGAACUAGGGGGAUUAAAAUUUGGUUUGUUCCUGUUAAGCCUUAGAAGAGGAUGUGGGCACUGAUUAAGAUCUGAUACAUAAUUUCUUACCACACUAACAGUCUUAAAAUUUGCAUUCCAAUGAUCUUCAUACUAAAUAUUGGAUAGGUUUUAAGCUCUUGAUUAACAGGCAUAUUUUUGAGUGCUUACUAUGUCCCAGGUUUAUCUACAAAUGAAAGCCCACGUUUACAAUUGUAUAACCACAAUUUAUUCCAUCUUAUUUUUAACGAGUAAUCCAAGUAGAAGUAGAGGGGAGGAACUUUUUAGUUUAGUUUUAGUUUUUGUUUGAAGUCUUAUUUAGUAUUGACAUCCCUUUGGAGGAAAGUGAAAUUUCCUUUUUCCACUUCAGUGAGGAGGAAAUUAUGCCAUUUUAAGCAUUUAAAUUUUUUUCCUCUUUAAAAAAAAGUAGGCAAUGCUUAAAAUGGCACAAUUCUGUCCAUAAUUUGUACUAUUAACAGUAUAUUCCAAAGAUUUUAAUUACAAUUUCUACAUUAUAACCGUCAGCUUACAGUUUCCUUUCUUAAAUGAUGUGACACUUAUGUCCUCAGCUUUUUCAGUUACCUACUCAGUCACUUGAGAUAAAAUGCUUGGAGUAGCUUUUCCAUAUUUUAGUUCCUCAAACUUAAUGUUUUCACUAGUAUGUUUGGAACAAUGUGUGCUGAUUGCUAAGACUGCUGCAGAGAAUUGGUUGCAUUGCCAAAAAUGGCUUAGUGGGUUUUGACUAUAAUGUAAGUCAGCUUCUGUAAUGUAAGAUUUGAUGUUCCCAUACUUAUUUCACUUAUUUUCACAUCACUUAUUGUUUGGGUUAGACUCAUUUCAAGGGGUUUGUUUUUGUUAUUUAAUUAUAUAAUGAGCCAGGCAGAUUCCCAGUCAAUCUGGAGGCUGAAGCAGGUUUGCAAGUUCAAGGCUAGCCUCAGCAACUUAGCAAGACCCUGUCACAAAAUAAAAAAUUGAAAGGAUCAGAGAUAUAGCUCAGUGGUGAAACACCCCUGGAUUCAAUCCCUAGUACCUAAAAAAGAAAAAGAAAGAAAGAAAAGAUAUGUGUAAUGAGAACCAAUGAAUAAUACUGUGAUUUGACUUGAGCCAUGCUUUUAUUUUUUCACCCUUUCUGUGCUGGGGACUGAACCCCCAGGGCUUUGCCCAUGUUAUGCAAGUGCUCUAUUACUGAGCUACAUUCCUAGCCCUAAAUUUCUAUCAUUUUUUUGUUUUGUCUUGCAAAAUGCUGGGGAUUGAACCCAGGGCCUCAACCAAGCACUGUAACACUGAGUUAUAUUACCAACCCCAUAAGAUGCAUUUUAAUAUUAGCUCAUAAUUAUCAAUCCUGUUUUGUGAAAAGAAACUAAGAUCUACAAGUCUAAAUUAAGCCAGCUUAGGUAUACUUUUUAAUCCUAGGAAUUGUUAAGAAUAGAGGUAAAUUGGGAAAGUAUGUUAACAGCCAGGUGUAGAUUCACACCUGUAAUCUCAGUGACUUGGAAGGCCGAGGCAGAAGGAUCGAAGGUUUGAAGCCAGCUUCAGCAAUAUAGUGAGCAACUUAGUGAGACCCUGUUUUGAAAUUAAAAAAUAAAAAACUGGGUAUGUAGCUCAGUAGCAAAGCAUCCUUGGUUUCAAUCCCCAGUAUCCAAAAAUAAAAUGUUGUGUUAUGCUGUUCUAUUGAGGGAAGAAUCAAUGUGUUUAAAAACUGAAACCUUUGGCUGGGAGUGGAGCUUGGUUGUAGAGCACUUGCCCCGCAUGCGUGAGGCCCUCAGUUCAAUCCCCAGCACCACAAAACAGAACAAAGGACAAGAACUUUUGUUUACUGUAUUCAUGUCAUGGUAUACAAGUACCAUUUAUAGGUUGGCUUUGAGAAUUUUUCUGAUAUUGUUUAUAGGAAAUGUAUAAAAGAAAUGGUUUGAAGUUUUGGUUAUAUUUUUAUAUUUGUAAAGCAAGAGUUUGAUUAAAAUGGUCACUGUU
Messenger RNA from Sciurus carolinensis (gray squirrel), 4576 nucleotides. It is a transcript of the gene Nudt21, whose product is annotated as nudix hydrolase 21. Gene Ontology annotation, molecular function: mRNA binding. The record is from RefSeq and is a predicted model, not a curated record. NCBI's taxonomy places the organism in Eukaryota, Metazoa, Chordata, Mammalia, Rodentia, Sciuridae. Gene Ontology annotation, cellular component: mRNA cleavage factor complex. Bases 143 to 826 code for a protein of 227 amino acids. The transcript has 7 exons.